GGCUGGUUGAGAAUUAAUACAAUCUGUGACAUUUUAUUAACAAUACUGAACUAAUAUCCGACAGCGAUACAAAAAUGCACGAGUUUCGUUGCUAUCGUCGGUUUCUGUUUUUCGUUGAUCACGAGCGAAACCCUUUGACUGGCGAAAACACGAUGAAGACAAUUUGAGUCUGAGUCGAUUCAAUGAUCAUCAGGUGAUGGAUUGGAUUGUUUUAAUGUGACCUGCCUUAGUCACUUGUAAAAACUGAUGACCCAUGGUACAUACGGUUUCUUAACUCUUCUGAAAAAUGCGAACUUUGCAUUCAGCCGAAUAAAUGUAAAAUCUUUUUCAAUGAGUCAAACAGAAUUUGUAAUUUAAUAUUUCGUAAAUUUAAAAUAUAGUGCAAUUAUUGACAUGCGAAAUAUGGCUUUGCCGAUUGAACGUUCAAGCCUUUCUUAUUUAUUUUAUUUAGAGCUUUGUGUGAUAUAUAUAGUUUCAUUUAUGAGACUGCACGGCGUAAAAAUACAGCGUUAACCCAAAUGUAUUGAUCUCGAAUGAAUGCAUAUUUUUGUUUUCUGCAAAAACAGAACAAUAUUUGCUUUACUAUCAAUGGCUUACUAUCAUUUUCUAAAUUAGACUGUUUUUUUUAUACGGACACAACAUAAUCCUGAUUUUGGAGUGCCCCGGGAUAUUAUUCGUCACAAAUACAAUACUUGGAAAUAGAAUAUAUAUACAUGUUAUCAAUCGGCAUAAAACGCAUAGCUUUCCGUGUUUUGCGAUUUAUUUCAAAUUGUCCGUGAACGAACUUGCACCAAUAAUGGACACCGACCAAUCGUCAUCUGUACCAUACAAUAAUAUGGACAGGGUAUCCGAGUCUCUGUCAGAAAUCAAGAGACGGCGAUCAUCAUGGAUGCUUCUGGCUGUUGGCGUUUUCGUCAUUGUUGUAUUCGGGAUUAUGUUUAUCGUGAUUUUCGUGCUGAUUUCUCAGUUGAGUCAAAAAACAACCAGCCAGUCACAACUAUCAGACGAUUUGUCACAGAUUAAUAAAUCUCCAACGCCAUUAGCCCUCCAACUUAGUGGCGACAAAGUGAAAUCAUCAAAUGAUAUUUCAAUAAAGACGCAGGUUUCGUUACACCAAGGAUGGUAUUCAGCAUCGAAUGGGUAUUUAUACAAAAAAAUUAACACAACGCAAGAUUACACAGAUGCUGUUAAAGCGUGUCAAAAAUCUGGCGCAAGACUUGCUGCAACUGGAGUGAGGGAUUCCAAUAUCAGAAAACAAAUCUUUGACGUUUUGUUGGAUUCUCCAGAAAAGAAUGUUUGGAUUGGUCUUGUGUAUUUUGAUGGCAAAUGGGCGUGGUCUGAUGGCGUGAUCGCUGCUUUCAAUGAUACAAAUUGGGCUCCUGGGGAACCAAACAAUUCUGGAAAUCACAAAUGUGCAGAAUUAUGGGGAUUGAAAAACUGGAGAUUAGCAGACGGAAAAUGUACAACACCGCACCCUUACCUAUGCGAAGUUUUGGAGACCACAUGACUUUAGUUAGGAACCUUAGCUGAUCGCAAAAACUUGCAUUAAAAUUGAACUUGAAUUAUUACCGUUCGUUGUUACUUAAUUUUGUGAUUUGAUUCCCAGAUGACAUGAAUGUAUAUUGCUAAUAAAACUUAUUAUUAAAAGUG
This is a messenger RNA of Styela clava, 1650 nucleotides long. Its product is annotated as C-type lectin mannose-binding isoform-like. Lineage: Eukaryota; Metazoa; Chordata; Ascidiacea; Stolidobranchia; Styelidae. The record is from RefSeq and is a predicted model, not a curated record.